AUGGCGUCCGCCUUCCAGAAGAACCAAUUCACCAUCCUGGUGCUCAUUGCUCAGGUCGUCUUUAUGAUUCUAUAUGGACUGUUUGGAAAGUACGCUGUAAAUGCUAUGCCUGGCGGAUCAGAGAGCACUAGCGCUAUGGCUAUUCAGUACCCAAUGUUCCAAGACACUCAUGUGAUGAUCUUCAUUGGUUUCGGUUUUUUGAUGACAUUUUUGAGGCGCUACGGAUUCUCAGCCGUGUCAGUGAACUUGCUUCUCGCUUGUUUCACCAUUGAAUGGAGCAUUAUCGUUCGUGGUUUGCUGAGUCACGAGUUUGCUCAGGAUGGAAAAUUCACUAUUGGAUUAGAGCAGUAA
Cooperia oncophora is the source of this 351-nucleotide messenger RNA. The record is from the annotation of a GenBank genome assembly. NCBI's taxonomy places the organism in Eukaryota, Metazoa, Nematoda, Chromadorea, Rhabditida, Trichostrongylidae.